AAAUAUUUUUCAUAUAACGUUGCUACAAAUUGAGCAACGCUUUCAACAUUUCAAAGCGUUUAUAUUUGGCUUGCAACGUUUGGCAUCCACCGCGUCUGCAGACGUUGUCCCAGGUUACACAAAAGGAUUUGCAGACGCCAAGUGCCCGGGAGUCAACAGACCCGCACAACUCUCACACACACAAACCCCACAUCACACACUCACACACUCACACACAACAAACAAGAGCGGAAGCAAACGAUGAACACAAGCACAAGGGCAACUGAAAUUGAUUGAAAGAACAACAAGAACAGAUACAGAAAGCCAUCACAACAGGUGUAAGCAGCUAUCCAGUUGGGUAUCCAACGUUUGAUCCACAGACGUCUCGCCCAAGUUGCAACCAAAUAAAUAUACACACAGUCGGGGAAGCAAAGUCAAAGAGUUGGCGCCCUCUGAGAGGCGCCAAACAGGUAACUUAAAUGUCAGGUUUAACAGAAAGUGGAUCGGCAAAGUCGACCAAUGCCUCACAACCAAGUGAUUACUCCGGAGGCUCCAGCAGCCAGGAUGAGCCACGCAUUAUCUGGCUCAAGACCAUAAUUACCAAUCAGCUGGGCGUCUUCGAUCCCAAACAUGUGAACGCAUUAAUUGCCAAGAAUCAGCAGGCAGUCGAUGACUUCCUCAACAAACGCUAUGAACGACAAGCUCAUCUCGAUCGCGUCAUCAUGUAUGUGUGGCGCACAUUCUACGACAUGCUCGUCGAGGAGGAGAUCACAGUGCUGGAGGAAGUGCCGCGUCAAUCGUUGCCAGACAAAAAGGACAAGAAGAAGAAGGGCGCCAAGGGUGGAGCCAAGGGAAAGGGACGUAAGAAAGGCGGCCAGGAUGCGGAACCCACAGCUGACUCGGAGCAAGCGGACAUUGAAGGUGGUGAUGGCCCUACAGGAGAGACUGAUCUGGAAACAGAAUUCGAGGGUGAAGGCGAGGAGGAGGCCACCGUAGUGAGCAGCGGCAAAAGCUCGGCACGCUCGAGACGUCGCAAGACCAAAAAGAAGAGCUACGCACCUGUGUACAUUGAGGUGAAGAAAAUUGUUCCUGCCUAUGUCAAGACUCCACUUCUCCACUGCCACUUUGGCGAAAUGUCAUCCAGCAAUCUAGAUCCCAAGAUUAAAUAUGUGUAUAUUCUGCGCAAAAAUGCAAGAGAAAUUCCCUGGUUUCAAGAUGUUUCGCAAUGCUUCGCCGAAAUGCCAUUACUAUUUCUGUUGGGCUCACUGCGGGGCUCAUUGAUCGAUUCGCUGCGACACACUUUGAACGUGGUUUACAAAAGCGCCUUUCAAUUUCAAUUUCGCGAACCGGACACCACGGAUACUCAGCAAAUGGACAAUAAUAAUGCGCAGCGGGAGGAUGGUGGCGGCGGCGGAGCUGGUGAUGCUGGCGAGGAUAUUUCGAGCGAGGCUAAGGAAUCGGGCCCCGGGUCUAUUGGAGCUAUCCAAACCAUCGGAAUUUCGUUUGAAAGCGCUUAAACAACAAAAAAAGCAAAAGGCAAUGGAGGCACAAGCCAAGAAGAUGCAGGCAGCCAAACAGGCAGCAUCCCAAGAAGCUCCAGCCGAUGCAGACGAAGAGGAAGAAGCUGCUCAGCCUGUUGUCAUAGAUAUCGC
This is a messenger RNA of Drosophila nasuta, 1631 nucleotides long. RefSeq lists its product as uncharacterized. The record is from RefSeq and is a predicted model, not a curated record. The coding region runs from base 459 to 1496 and encodes 345 amino acids. NCBI's taxonomy places the organism in Eukaryota, Metazoa, Arthropoda, Insecta, Diptera, Drosophilidae. The transcript is spliced from 6 exons.